Xenia sp. Carnegie-2017 is the source of this 2201-nucleotide messenger RNA. RefSeq names its product histone deacetylase complex subunit SAP130-A-like. Bases 916 to 2046 code for a protein of 376 amino acids. The transcript is spliced from 15 exons. The record is from RefSeq and is a predicted model, not a curated record. NCBI's taxonomy places the organism in Eukaryota, Metazoa, Cnidaria, Anthozoa, Malacalcyonacea, Xeniidae.
UCCUUUUACGACGAGGACAAAAAUCCGUAGGAAUAGGCUAAAUCAAAUCUGUUGUUCUCGUUGUAUUUCUUCAUUUCAUCCAGCCAAACAUUUGACUUGUAUAACGAGAAUUUUCCGUAGAAAUAUAUGUCAAUACAUCAAUGAUCUGUUGAGCAGUAUGAGCUAUAAGCCAGACGACAGGCACGAACGGGAUGUUCACCCUUCACGAAUUGCAACAUGUACAAGCGUUACCUUGGACAAAGAUAAAUACGAAAAAAACUUGAUACGGAGUAGUCAAGCAACAGAUGCUAUGGCGAUGUAUGAUUUCAAGAAUUCGCAAAGUCGACCUAUUGCUCCUGCAUCAUUAAACCCAUCUGGUGCUUUUCUACCACAUACUUUUGGUGUGGGCAUUUAUUCUUCAAUGCCACCAGUAAUGAUGCAUAAUACCCCUGGCACUGUUCCAGCAUUCUUACCUUUUCAACGACAUAUGCCUACAUUGGCUGUAUCUGGAGCUGCAGCUGCUGUUCAUAUCUCAUCAAGACCAUCACUGGCAACACCAAGUAGGCCUGCUGUGGUUGCCCAUCAUAUGAAACCAGCUGGUUUGCCAGGUCCGUUACAUGCAAUACCUGGUAUCACUUUGCCGGUUCGUCCUGCAUCUAAGCUCUUCAGCAAACCAGGUCACCAUCUCCGAAACUGUUGUCUGACUCUUCAACUGUUGAAGUUGUGAAAGCAGGUGAUAUCAAAUCACAAGCAGCACCAACUGAAGCUCAUUCCGUUGUGGAAACUCGUCCAGCAGGGGGGGAACGUCCAACUUACAAUCCACAUCAUGUUUUGGGCUCUUCAAAUUCAAAAACCUCUUCGACUGUGGGCCUUGGCAAGAGCACGUCCAGUAUAACAGCAUCAUCUAUUAAUACACCUGGCUUUAUAAAGCAUCCAAUGUCAACAACAGCCCAUAUCCCAUCUUCAAGCACAAUUGGUGGUCCUAUUCCGUCAGUCUCAUCGAAUUUUAAUGUUCCAAAAGUGAUUGCUAAUGUUGGUCCAACAGGAAUGGGUCAACUUUACUCUCAACCGUCCUCUGUUUCAUUCACCACCAGAUCUCCGCAGUUACAAGAUCAUACGCGGCUUUUGAAACCAACUAGUGCAACGUCGACUGCUUCGUUUGCUGCUCACGUUACUCCUAGUGCGUCUGUUAUAUCAUCCCCAGCAGUAGCUAGUAUUUCCAAUUCAAGAAUAGAUGCAAACAGACAAUUUCCUGUUCCCCUGCCGAGGAUGCCGUCAUUUUUUGACGGGCACACAGUUUCCUUACCACCGACCGGCAAGCCUUAUAUUGCACCCAUCGAAUCUGUUGUUCGUAAACCAACGAGCAUUGCCCAAAUACAUUCCACCGGUCACGUGACCACAGGAAUAAAUUCUGUUCAGUUAAAAGUGUCUCACAAUUCGCCAGUUUCCGUUGCUGUUGUAAACAUGGGUGUCCAGUUAACGAAGUCGGAAGCUGAAAGUAAAAAUCAUCAAACCAAGUCCUCACUUCCAAACUCCACGUGUAUUUUUAGCGUUCAAAAUAUGUUAUCCAAUACACAAUCGUCUUCUUCCAACUCUUCCUCGUCCAACAUCGUCACUUCACUAUCGCCAAGGCCGAGUAUAUUAAGAAAAAGACCCGAUACUUUGAGAAAACCCAUAAGUCAGCCGUCGUUUGACGAUUCCCAAAUUACGACCACGAAUGAUCUCACUGGAAAUAUUAGAGCAGAUGGUUUGCAAUCCAACUCACUUACCAUUCAAAAUUCUCCAAAAAGUGAAAAUGUAAUUACCACUUUGGAAGGAAAUACAAAGGCAGUUGAAAACGGUUCAAGUCAUCCAUCAAUAUUAUCGCCAGCAAAAAUCAAACGAGAAUUCUCAUCUCCGUUGUCAGCCCAACAUGUAGUUGCGCCUGCAGUCAACACCAUCUCAUUGUCAUCGGUCUCUCACGACGCGGGUGCGUCGCCCAGGAAGAAACCACGAAAGCAAAAUGUCGUCGCGACAGAAGAUAAGUUCGGCAGCUUGCCCCUCAAGUGUCAGACAUACACGAGAUAAAGAGCGUUGUGAAUGUGAAAAUCGACGAGGAGGAAGAAGAAGAGUUAAAGUUCUUGCGUCUGAGAAGGGGCUCUGUCUCAAUUUACGGUGGUUACAAAGUAAACAACAAAGCGGCGCAUAAUCAUUUUGAAAGAUACUCAGAUGUCAAACCAAAA